ACUCGGGACUAUCGAUAGUAGUCACAAACAGAAUCCCGAUUCCAGCCGGCAUAUUCCGGAACGUAGCCUGCCUCUUCUCGAAACGUCAAUAAAGAGCAGUUGUUAAUCCGAUGGACAAGCGCGUCACAAUCCUGCUGCCCAACGCUCGGCGGCAGAAUGUGAGAGUGACGGCGAACAUGACGUUGCUGGAGAUCCUGGAGACGGCCUGCUCCAAGCACGGCUACGACGCGGAGGAGCACUGCCUUAAAUUCCACAACAAGGAGGUCGGAUUGACGCAGCAGUUCCGCUUCAGCGGGCUGCCCAACAAUUGUGUCCUAGAGAUGGAGCCCACAGAAAAGCGUCGCACUCUGAGCAAUGUCGUCGUCUGCGUCCAGUUGAACGACGGAUCCCGCCAGCAGGCCGACUUCUCACCCAACGACUCCCUGUGGCAGGUGGUCCAGAAGCUUUGCGAAACGCAGGUCAAAGGUUACGAGAGCCCUGUCAUUAUUUACAUGCGCAGCGAGGUCAUUGGCCAGGAGCAGAUGCACCAGACUACGCUUAAAUCCCUGGGUAUCUUGGAGGGCCGCGCCAUGAUGCGGCUAAUCGACAAGAAGCCCGAGGAUCUUAAGACCCAAGCCAACGUGUAUAAAGCUCCAGCAGCCAAAACUCCGGUAGAUAACGACGACCAGCCCAGCACCUCCCGCUCUGCAAUGGCAGCUAGUGGAGGAGGCGGAGGCUUUGCCCUCACCAGCAACAUGAUCAAGAAUCUGAAGCGCACGGCACCUGAAGAAAAUGCCUCAGGAAGUGAACCAGCCAAGCCCUCUGAAAAAUCUGACCAAGAACAGCAGCCACAGGCAGAGGCGCCCAAGUACGACUGGGGCAGUGGCUCCGGGUACUCCAUGCACCAUGCACCGGAGCAGAAGCAGGCCGAGAACGAAGCCGAGGAAAAUCCCGGGCGGGCACCGCCGGUGGUAAAUGUGAUUGGACCGCGACAAGCAGUGCUUUUCUCCCUGGACGAGACCGCGAAACAUGCCGACGACCUGCCGGACUCAUUCUUCGACCUGACCGUCAACGAUCUGAAAAUGGUGCUGCGCGAUUUGAAACGCACUUCGAGCGGAGACGACGACGCUCCCUUGCUGACGGCCAAGCUUAGGGAGCUCGAGCGACAGAAGACCAUGCUGGCCAAGCUGAAUCAGUACAAGGACUGCGUGCUGCGCAUCCAGUUUCCUGACCGAUUCGUCCUUCAGGGCAUAUUCAAGCCGCACGAGCCCCUGUCUAAGGUGGAAGAGUUUGUUCGCGAAUUCCUGGCCCAGCCUGGGGAGCAGUUUCACCUCUUUACCAUACCGCCGAAGAAGGUGCUGCCGACUAAUGAAACUCUUCUGGAGCUGAACUUUGUGCCCAAUGCCAUAGUGCACUUCGGCUUCCUCAAGGACUCGCUGAAUGCGGUGAGCAAUCGCUUCGUGAAGGAGCAGUACGUGGGGCAACUGACAUCCGAAGAGGGAGCUCACUAUGCCGUGCAAAAAUAUCGCCUCACCCGGGUCACGGCAUCGGGGACUAGCUAAUAGAUACAUGGCUUUAAGCGAACAGUUUGCGUGAUAUUAAAUGAAUCCGCUUUAUUUCUAUAUUUUCUAAAUAUUGUAUUACAUGUAAAUUGCAACAUGAAGGAAUAAGUUUA
Molecule: messenger RNA, 1654 nt
Organism: Drosophila rhopaloa
Lineage: Eukaryota; Metazoa; Arthropoda; Insecta; Diptera; Drosophilidae
Product: tether containing UBX domain for GLUT4
Exons: 2
Coding region: 111-1541 (476 amino acids)
Molecular function (GO): protein binding
Source: RefSeq, a predicted model, not a curated record